Molecule: messenger RNA, 2984 nt
Organism: Drosophila subpulchrella
Lineage: Eukaryota; Metazoa; Arthropoda; Insecta; Diptera; Drosophilidae
Gene: AstC-R1
Product: somatostatin receptor type 2
Exons: 4
Coding region: 518-1969 (483 amino acids)
Biological process (GO): G protein-coupled receptor signaling pathway
Cellular component (GO): membrane; neuron projection
Molecular function (GO): peptide binding; somatostatin receptor activity
Source: RefSeq, a predicted model, not a curated record
UGCCGAAACGUGCAGUUCAGCCACUGAAUCAGAAAUAAAAAUAAAAACCGAACCCAAAACUACGAGCAAACCCCCAAGCAAAGUCAACAAAAACUUCGCCAGCGCCAAAAACUAAAUUCUGAUAAACGUGUGCGAAAAACAAACGUAACGAGAAAACAGUUGAAAAAGUUGGGCGGGAAAUACGUAACCCCGGGGGUUUUAUGGCUGCCUGCAUCUAAUGCAAAUUAGCAGCCAAAACGCUAGGAAAAUAAACAAUAAUUCUACACAAAUAAAUCAGACAGAGAGUGCAAAAUAACAUUAGCGAGAAAUACGAGAAAUUGCAGAAACGUUUGCCAAAUAUUUUGAGAACCCCAAAAAGUGCGUGGUGUGCCAUUUUAUCGGAAUCGAGAGGAUGAGUGCUUAGAUGACACAAUAAAUUCAAGCGGACCGCCAACAUGCAAAAUCAUAACGAGAGGAAGCCAGCAACGUGGGAAAACUGAUUAAAAUUAUUAAAUUUAAAUAUCAGGAAAGGUGAAAAAUGUUUACGUGGCUGAUGAUGGGCAUCCUGCAGUUUGCAAACGGGGAUAUGACCCCCGAUUCAUAUGUGAAUACCACAAAUUGGUAUAAUACAAACGAGAGCUUAUUUACCACGGAACUGAACCAAAGAUGGAUUAGUGCUGGCUCCACAAUUCAGCCAGAGGAGCCUGUUUAUGGCACCGACUUGCCCACCUAUCAACAUUGCAUUGCCACCCGGAAUUCCUUUGCUGAUUUGUUCACCGUGGUGCUCUAUGGAUUUGUUUGCAUUAUCGGAUUAUUUGGCAAUACUCUGGUGAUCUAUGUGGUGCUUCGCUUUUCCAAAAUGCAAACGGUUACGAAUAUAUAUAUCCUGAAUCUGGCGGUGGCAGAUGAGUGUUUCCUAAUUGGAAUACCAUUUCUGCUUUAUACGAUGCGAAUAUGCAGCUGGCGAUUUGGGGAGUUUAUGUGCAAGGCCUAUAUGGUAAGCACUUCGAUUACCUCGUUCACCUCAUCGAUAUUCCUGCUCAUCAUGUCUGCGGAUCGGUAUAUAGCGGUGUGCCACCCUAUCUCCUCACCCCGAUAUCGAACCCUUCAUAUAGCCAAGAUAGUCUCAGCGGUUGCCUGGACAACCUCAGCGGUCCUUAUGCUACCGGUGAUCCUGUAUGCCAGCACCGUGGAGCAGGAGGAUGGCAUCAACUACUCCUGCAACAUAAUGUGGCCAGAUGCGUAUAAAAAGCACUCGGGCACUACCUUCAUACUCUACACAUUUUUCCUGGGAUUCGCCACACCACUGUGUUUUAUCCUGAGCUUUUACUAUCUGGUCAUAAGGAAACUGCAGUCGGUGGGUCCCAAACAUGCCACCAAAUCCAAGGAGAAGAGGAGGGCUCAUCGUAAAGUCACCCGACUGGUUCUAACGGUAAUUAGUGUAUACAUAUUUUGUUGGCUUCCACACUGGAUAUCUCAGGUGGCCUUAAUUCACUCGAAUCCCGCUCAGAGGGACCUAUCCCGCCUGGAGAUACUCAUCUUUCUGCUUUUGGGAGCUCUGGUUUAUUCCAAUUCGGCAGUGAAUCCAAUACUCUAUGCCUUCCUGAGUGAGAACUUCCGGAAGAGCUUCUUCAAGGCCUUCACCUGUAUGAAUAAACAGGAUAUUAACGCUCAACUGCAGGUGGAGCCCAGUGUUUUUACCAAGCAGGGCAGUAGAAAGAGGGGUGGCUCCAAGCGCCGUCAGUCCACCAAUACUCAGAUGCCUCCGCUGUUGCCACAGAAUGCUGGUAACAACAAUUCAUCGACCACCACAUCCUCGACCACCACAGCGGAGAAAACCGGAACCACGGUGACACAGAAAUCCUGUAAUUCCAAUGGCAAAGUGACAGGUCCGCCGGAGAAUUUGAUUAUUUGUUUGAGCGAACAGCAGGAGGCCUUUUGCACCACUGCAAGGAGAUCAUCCGGUGCAAUGCAGCAAACUGAUUUGUAACCCACUUUAAGUAAGAGUUUCCUUUAAACAAAUAAACGGAGAAAAACAUUUAAAUAUAUAUUGUAAUACAAAGUAUAUAAAGCAUUUACAAGAUUUUAUAAUUAUUUUCUACCACAACACAUGUGAACACCCGCGAUAAACAUAAUGAAUUGAGACUAAGCAGUAUUAAUUACAUAUGUCUACAUACAUAGCAUAGAUUCUUUAGAUUCAUAGAAAGAUUCUUCCAGAAUCCAUAACCGCACAACGAUAUAUUAGCAAUAUAUGGGAAGGGAUUAAGAGUGGAAGGACCCAUUUAAUUAAAUACAAAAGAUAUUAAGAAACAAUAUUCAUUUUCUAGGCUUUAUUCCAAGAAAACGUAUUAAAAUAUAAUAUAAACUGAUGAUUGUUCGAAACUGCAAUGUAAAAUUAAAUAUAAUUAUUUGCAAAUACGUGUUUGUAUAUUUUACUGCCAACAUAACUUUUACCAUAAGACAUAAAUUAAUUAUGGCACUUCUACUAAAUAAUACAUGUGACCUUAUCUUAAGUAAAAUAAUGGUUGCUUCUGCGGUAUAUUUAAUAAUUAUCCAAUUAAGCAAUUACACCGAUUUAUGCAAUUAAAAAGGAAUUAGACGGGUUUGCAUAAAGUAAGCAGCUUAGCCAGAAGUAAGUCAGUCAGCCAAGACUCUCGUAAAAUGUGAAAUAAAAAACUUUUUACGAGGCCACCCGUCGAAAGAUGAAACCAGAUGAGUCAAUGCCACAAUAAAAGUCUGCGGGUGUCUGAGGCUGGGUUUUAAUGGAAAAGUAAGGGAAGAAAUUAGAAUUAAGACGUUUUAAAAAAAAUAUUCCCUUGUUUUAGCUGUAUAUAUGUCAACAGAAUUGCUAAAAUGUGAGUGUGUUAAUGUUGAUGUGAAUGUGCUAUGUGGGUAAUUAUACGAGUAUACAUAAUUAAAUUACGUUUGUUUGACAAACAGCAUCUCAUGGAACGAGCUGAAUAUUUUCUAAUUUAUGCUUAGUAUUUAAAUUACACAAAGAUAAU